CGAGCAAUCCAGUAUUACUAAACCUUUGGCCUAGACAAAAAGUGGAAUUUUCCGAUCAGUGAUCCUCACCACAUAAUGCUGUUUUUAGGACACCACCAAUACAGUAUUUUGGAGAAAAUACUGGCCAUGCUGCUGGUUUUCUAGGCGCACAACCUGAUGUCCACUUUUUCUGAGGAUGCAAGUUCCUUGACAAUGAAAACCAAACACGUGUUCCAUGUUCGAUGAACUUCCACCCGCAACAGAUCACCUUUCAAAAAAGAUCACUUCAGGUCGAGCUCUUGGAAUGAUCUGCUCAAACGCAAACGUCCAUACACUCAGUAAUGAAGAAAUUGCAGCAGACACGCGCAGCAAGCAACACAUCUUGGCUUUUAUGGAUGUCUUAUCCAAGGCCAUUGGUGCUCUGGAUGGCGGCCGUGAAGAUUUUUGUGAAAAGCUGAUGGUAUUGGGAGCCAGGCAUGCUGCAAUACCGGGGAUGAAGUUGGAAUAUUUCAAGGUGUUCAAACAAGCCAUUCUCAUGACGUGGGAAGCCCUGAUGUAUGAAGAGUUUACCGAGGAUGUUCGCCGUGCAUGGGCUCACUUGAUGGAUUAUAUAAUCGGAAUUCUGAGCGAAGGGUGCCUUGUAUUCGAAGAAGAGGAAGAAAAGAUGUUGCUGGAUGCUGGCUCUGAAAUACAACAUCGAGCGUCCGACAGUCAGCUGGGCGCAUAUCCGUCCACACGCAGGCGAAGUGGACGGCCCAGUGUGAUCAGUAUGACACCUGAAGAACUUUCGCACUUUUAUUCUGUGUGUAAAUAAACCCGGCAUGAUAGUUUUUCUCGUCUAAUGUAUCUGUUCCCUAAUUUAAAAACGUUCUGUGUAUAUACAGAUUAACCACAUAUCGAAUGGCUGUCGCACUUCGAUGAGCAGGUCACGUGACAGGUCAC
Molecule: messenger RNA, 921 nt
Organism: Opisthorchis viverrini
Lineage: Eukaryota; Metazoa; Platyhelminthes; Trematoda; Opisthorchiida; Opisthorchiidae
Exons: 5
Coding region: 215-793 (192 amino acids)
Molecular function (GO): heme binding; oxygen binding
Source: RefSeq, a predicted model, not a curated record